This is a messenger RNA of Paramecium tetraurelia, 1023 nucleotides long. RefSeq lists its product as uncharacterized. The record is from RefSeq and is a predicted model, not a curated record. Lineage: Eukaryota; Ciliophora; Oligohymenophorea; Peniculida; Parameciidae. The transcript is spliced from 2 exons.
AUGAAGACAACCAUACAGUAAUUGGAGGAAGAGAUAUAGGGAUUGAAGGGACAAAUAAAAAUGUGGGAAGAGAAGUAUGAGGAAUAAGAACGAAUCCACAAUAGAGAGAUAGUGUAGUUGAAGUGCAAUCUGGAUAAUUCCAUAUUCGAGGAUUAGCAUUGUGAUGGCAAUGAACUACAGGUUAUUUAAGAGGAGACUGAAUUUUAUCAAAAGAGUUUGGGUUAAUCACUUCUAGCUCCUUCCAAGAUAGAAACUAACAAUUUGUUGAAGAUUCUGGAUGAAAUUGAUAUGGAUGAUACGAUAGAUCUACAAUGUGAUUAGGAGACCUUCAUAGUAUAGAAAGUAACCAAAUUAGUAGAGAUGAUAAAGAAGAUGGAAUUGGAAUUGGAUGAUUGGAAAAGGAAUUAUUGGAUAUUGGAGAAGAAAUUAAAUCAGAUAUUGUUGUAACAAUAAGAUAAGCUACUGAAGUAGGGAUCUGAAGAGAUAGAGAUUGAAUUUGAUUUUGAUAAGAAGAAGAUCAUUACUAAGAAUCAAGGGAACAAGACUAGUAAACACAACGACGAAAUGUAGGUAUUGCUUGAGGAAAUUAAACGGCUGAAACAAUUAAAUGCAGAAUUGAUAUAAUAGCAAAAGUCCAUGACUAAAUAGAUGCUUGAGCAAUUGAUUAUUAAAUAAAUGAAGAGUGAUCCCAAAAACAGAUGUCUGACCUAAGUCAGUGAACCAGGAGUCAAGCAAUAACCAGUCAUUAGAAACAACAAUAGUCAGCAUUAUAAACAACUCAACAAAUCACCACAUGUUGAACCUCGCAAUCACUAUUUUAGUCAGUAUUUCCAAGCCCAAUAACAUCAUCAACAAUUAAGUAUGAAAGUAUAACCUCAAACUAAUAAUUUGAACCCUUAUCAAUCCAACCACUCAUAUGAACAACCAAAAACCUCAACUCCCACUAUGUAUGCAACUCCAGUUAUGAUGAAGUAUACAAAUGGAAGUCCGUUCAAUCAAGCAAAUAAAAUAUUACAAUUCUGA